UUACCGUAAAUUUAUUAUGACCAUUACCUCAAAAGAUGCAAAGACUGUACCAAAUCCGGCGGUACUGCAACCAGCAGGAAAUUUUUCCACGUAGCACCGUCCGCCGACUAAAAGUGCAAAAUGAUAUGAGUGCAGUGCCAUCGAACCAGGAGCAGAAGAUUGUACACGAACCGAAACCGGUGACGGCGCCAAACCCAGCCCGUCUGAAUGAGAUGAACAUCCAGUUGCUGCCCAAAGGCCUGUACGAGCAAAUCUUCAGUGUAGGUUCGGGCCGUAAGUCACAUUCGCCAACGUCAGCCCAGAUCGAAGCCCUACGAAAAGAUCUCACCCGACAUGGAAUUCCUUUGGCUAGUCCGGAAAUUAUGCCCGGUGUUGAUUUGCGAUUGCCAAAGUUAAAAGGAAGCGACAUUGAAGAGCAUUUCUUACGGAUUGCUGAGGAGCAAAGUAAACCGUACAGAGAUCUGCUUCAACUGCUGGUGAGUAGUGAGAUUCCGACCAUUCCGGACCGCUGGUCGGACACUCCCGGUUGGACGUGCUACGACCCCGACCGGGGACCAGUGUCUGUCCCAUACCCGGACGAACAGGCGUUCAUAUUCGACGUGGAAGUCUGUGUUCCGGCAGGAGUGGCCCCGGUAAUGGCCACCGCUUUGAGCCCUUCCCGUUGGUACUCGUGGACCAGUUCGAAUUUGAUCAAUCUGGUUCCUUUCGGGGAAGGUCAUCGUUACCAGCCAGCGGAGUUGAUUCCCAUGGAAUCGAGCGAUAAGGAUAAACGUGCGGACGGUCGAUUCCAGGUGCCGAAGGUGCUGGUAGGACACAAUGUGUCGUACGAUCGGGCUCGGAUCCGAGAACAGUAUUGGUUAGAGGCGACGGGAUUACGUUUUGUGGAUACGAUGUCACUGCACGUUUGUGUAAGCGGAGUGACCAGCUACCAGCGGGCGAUGCUGAAGUCGAGUAAGGAGAUGCCACUGGAGGACCUGGGGUGGAGCAGUCAGAGUUCGCUAAACAAUCUGGCGGAUGUCUAUCAGCUGUAUUGUGGGGACAAAUUGGAUAAGGAGAAGCGGAAUAUUUUCCUGGAGGGGACGUUAGCGGAUGUGAGGGAGGACUUCCAAAAUUUGAUGUCCUAUUGUGCGGGGGAUGUAAAGGCAACGAAGGGAGUAUUAGAACAGUUGCUUCCGCUGUUUCUGGAACGAUUUCCGCACCCUGCGACGCUGGCCGGGAUGCUGGAAAUAGGAAAUGCGUAUUUGCCAGUGAAUAGCAAUUGGAGCAGGUAUAUUCAAGAAUCGGACUUGGCAUACGAAGAUUUGGAUAUCGAGGCGAAGCAUCUGCUUGCCCAGCGGGCGGAUGCGGCCUGUCGAUUGAUGCACGACCAAGAGUAUCGAAAAGAUUUGUGGUUGUGGGAUCAUGACUGGAGUGUGCAGGAACUGAAACUGAAGGCGCCCAAGAAGGUGUCGAAGAAGAAGGGUAUUGUUGUCCCGGUGGAGGAGAAGAUGGAUCCGGUGGAUGGAGAGGAGGAUUUGGAUCCUCUUGCGGCGAAGUUUGAGUACCUGUAUAAAACGAAGGAACAGCUUCCAGUGAGACGUCCAUUGCUUCCUGGCUAUCCGGCUUGGUAUCGGAACCUUUGCUCGAAACCGACGGUAGACGAGUGGUCCCCGGGUCCGACCAACAUCGGUACCGGCAUGCAGAUUGCUCCGAAGCUGCUGCGCCUGUGCUGGGAAGGUUACCCGUUGCAUUUCAUCCGUGGUCAGGGCUGGGGUUUUCUGGUGCCGCACAAGUUCGCACGCGAUGACCCGGACCAGGCCGGUAUGAUUCCGCUGGAUCAGCUAGUCGAAGCUUGUCCGGUAUUGGAAAUUAAUCCACAUGCGUCGGCAGAGGAAAGUCACGAGGCACUCGGCAGUCUGUGGCGGGAUGUAGAGCAGAACAUUAGCCGGAAGGAUUACUACCGGAAGCUGAAGCAGAACAAGACUAACAACGCAUAUAAGGGAACUGGGAUUUGGUGCAACCUGGAUCUGGAAGAGUGCUGUUAUUUUCUGAAGCUGCCACACAAGGAUGGUCCUUCGCAUAGGGUAGGGAAUCCGUUGUCCAAGGAUUUUCUGAACAAGUUCUCGGAGAAUGUCCUAGCCGGGGAUGGGAAAACGGCGGAGAGGGUUGUCGAAAUUGCCAAGAUGUUGUCCUACUGGAGGAACAAUCGGGAUAGGAUCAACGGACAGUUGGUGGUUUGGCUAGGGAAGGAUCAAUUGCCAAAGAGUUUGAGGGACGAGGACGUGGAAUAUGGAGCGAUAAUUCCGCAGGUUGUAGUCUGCGGGACACUGACGCGAAGGGCUAUGGAACCGACCUGGAUGACGGCAAGCAAUGCCCAAAGGGAACGCAUCGGAUCCGAACUGAGGGCGAUGGUGCAAGCUCCGAAAGGGUUCAAAAUGGUUGGAGCUGACGUAGACAGUCAGGAGCUAUGGAUUGCGUCGGUUCUGGGUGAUGGCCAUGCAGCAGGGAUUCAUGGAGCUACCCCUUUCGGGUGGAUGACCUUGAGUGGGUCGAAAGCAGCCAAGACUGAUAUGCACAGCGUCACGGCGCAGGCAGUUGGAAUUUCCCGGGAUCACGCCAAGGUCAUCAAUUAUGCAAGAAUCUACGGUGCAGGACAGAACUUUGCCGAACGGCUGCUCAAGCAGUUCAAUCCAACCUUUUCGGAAGCGGAAGCCCGUUCGAAGGCUAUGAAGAUGUUUGCUCUGACCAAAGGGAAGAAAUUUUACUACCUCAAACCGGAAUUCCGGGACGAAUUUCCACAUAAAGGUUACUCCGGCUACGAAGCCUUGAAGAUGGCGAGGGUCUGCAAUAAAGGGGUUGAUGAAUUGUUCGAGAAGGCUCGCUGGGAGGGUGGGACCGAAAGUGCCAUGUUCAAUCGACUGGAAGAAAUUGCCGGAUCGGAAGCUCCCGUAACUCCAUUUCUGGGAGGACGCUUGAGCCGGGCCUUGGAGCCCCAGGAGGGAACCGAAGAGCGUUUCCUACCGACCCGCAUCAACUGGGUCGUUCAGAGUGGAGCCGUAGACUUCCUCCAUCUGAUGCUGGUGUCGAUGCGUUGGUUGAUGGGCAACCGGGUUCGGUUCUGCCUGAGCUUCCACGACGAAGUGCGCUACCUGGUGGAAGAUCAGUACGCGCACCGAGCGGCACUGGCCAUGCACGCAACGAAUCUUCUGACGCGAGCUUUCUGUGUUUCAAGAUUGGGCCUCAACGACCUACCGCAUUCGGUAGCCUUCUUUUCCACGGUCGAAGUAGACACCGUCCUCCGUAAGGAAUCACAUAUGGACUGCAAAACUCCCUCCAACCCCCAUGGGCUCGCCGUGGGAUACGGCAUUCCGAAUGGGGAAUCUCUCGACAUCUACCAACUGUUGGAGCGGCUCGGCCCAUCCGAAUCCGACAUGGCUCGUUGGGAGUGGCAUCGGAAGGAACAAGCGCCCCAAAAAACUCCGAAGAAAACCGUGACAAUUGUUAGGAAGAAGUCGAAAUAAA
Ochlerotatus camptorhynchus is the source of this 3501-nucleotide messenger RNA. RefSeq names its product DNA polymerase subunit gamma-1, mitochondrial-like. The coding region runs from base 36 to 3500 and encodes 1154 amino acids. Gene Ontology annotation, biological process: mitochondrial DNA replication. Gene Ontology annotation, molecular function: DNA binding; 3'-5' exonuclease activity; DNA-directed DNA polymerase activity. Gene Ontology annotation, cellular component: gamma DNA polymerase complex; mitochondrion. The transcript is spliced from 3 exons. The record is from RefSeq and is a predicted model, not a curated record. Lineage: Eukaryota; Metazoa; Arthropoda; Insecta; Diptera; Culicidae.